ACCAUGCUUAAGCUACUAGCCUUACUAGCGGUAUCAAUCGCUAUUGCUGUGUCCCAGGAUGCGAGUCGACCGAUCAUAACAACAACCGGUGGCCAGGUUCAGGGGAUAACAUCCAGCUGUGGUCUGUUUUGCAGUUAUUUCCAGUUCAAUGGAAUCCCGUUUGCUGAACCUCCGGUGGGUGACCUACGUUUUCGGAAUCCGGUUCCACACGCUGGUUGGAGUGGGGUUCGCGAUGGAACGGAAUUUGGAAACAACUGUGCCCAAUUGAGUCCCCUUAGCGAGUACUCCGGAAGCGAGGAUUGUCUUUACAUUAAUGUCUACACGCAGAACAUAAUUGGAUCACGACCGGUGAUGGUGUGGAUUCAUGGGGGAGCCUUUGUGUUGGGUUCUGGAGAUGCGAGGAUUUACGGCCCGGAACACUUGAUAACGGAGAAUGUGGUUGUCGUUUCGUUUAACUACCGUUUGGGAAUUUUUGGAUUCUUCAGUACGGGAGACACCCAUGCUCAGGGUAACUGGGGGUUAAAGGAUUGUAUCGAAGCUCUGCGAUGGGUGCGUGAUAAUAUAGCUGCUUUUGGAGGAGACCCAAAUAAUGUGACGAUUUUCGGUGAAAGUGCAGGAGGAGUUCUGGUGCAUUUCUUGGUGUUGUCUUCGAUGGCUGCUGGACUGUUUCAUAAAGCGAUAGCUCAAUCAGGAACAGCGCUAGUUCCGUGGGGUUUCCAAUAUAACCCGCGGGAAAUGUCGCAGAAUAUUGCUGACGCUUUUGGAUAUACACAUGAAACUGAAGAACUUACACGGCUUCUACGAUACACUCCGAUCGCAGACUUCAUAGCUCUUCAGAGAAGUAUAACGGAUAUUCCUAUUCCUCGUGGUUUCAAACCCUUCGAGUAUGUCCCUAGUGCGGAACCAGUGAACUCACCUGAGCCCACAGCUAUUACUCAGCGGCCGAUUGAGAUUCUGAACGCUGGUACCUUCAAUCAUGUUCCGUUAAUGAUCGGCUACACAAGCAUGGAAAGUUUGUUUAUGGUUCGAGAGCAUUUACUAGAUUCAACGGUAUGGAACGAGUUCACACGAAAUCCAGGGUUUUUCGUGCCACAUUUCUGGAAUAUUCCAGCCGGUACCACUGAGGCUAGCGCAGUGAGCCAAGCAUUCCGUGAUUUCUACUGGCAGGAUCAAGCUCUCGGCCCGGACAUUAUGCUAGAAUGGAGCAAAUUUCAUACAGAUCAACAGUUUAUCUAUGCUGUGGACAAAACAACUCGCUUAACGGCGGCAGCCAAUUCACAACCAACCUUUUACUAUCAAUUUAGCUUUGACGGCGAUCUGAACCUCAUGAAACGACUUCUACUGCUAACGGACUUCCCUGGUGCGGCGCACGCAGAUGAGCUCGCUUACAUAUUUUCUAUCACAAAUCUUCCAGUUUCGCCGGUUCUUCCUUCCAACAUUGCACUCACUGUCCGUGCCCGAAUGGUUCGUAUGUGGACUAACUUUGCUAUCACGGGAAAUCCGACGCCAAACUCGGACACAGACCUGCAAAACGUUCUGUGGCCCGCAAUUCAGGGCGGUAACAUGGCGUACCUGGAUAUAAGUGACGAUCUUUUUGCCGGCAACCAUCCGAACCAGGAUCGCAUCAGCCUCUGGAGUGAUUUGGAAGAACGAUAUGCCAACGAUCCGUUCUAUUAUCCGUAUCAAUAGGGGUA
This is a messenger RNA of Wyeomyia smithii (pitcher-plant mosquito), 1694 nucleotides long. RefSeq names its product juvenile hormone esterase-like. The coding region runs from base 4 to 1689 and encodes 561 amino acids. The transcript has 2 exons. Lineage: Eukaryota; Metazoa; Arthropoda; Insecta; Diptera; Culicidae. The record is from RefSeq and is a predicted model, not a curated record.